This is a messenger RNA of Elaeis guineensis (African oil palm), 4876 nucleotides long. NCBI's taxonomy places the organism in Eukaryota, Viridiplantae, Streptophyta, Magnoliopsida, Arecales, Arecaceae. The record is from RefSeq and is a predicted model, not a curated record.
UGCUUGUUGCUUUUUGAAUCGCUGAAGUUUUCUAAAAUAUGCUUCAAAUAUUUUGGUACACCCAGAUUUGCAAACGACUUGGGUUCAAUGCUAAGAAAUUAUAUAACCGAGUUAAUGCUAUGCGUGGAAGGUUUAAAAUGCCUUGGGAGGCCGAGAUUCGAGAUAGAACACCACUUUAUCGCAUUUGGACAUUCAGAAAUUAUCCUCGCUGUUCAGCUAUUGUUGAUCCUGGCAACUGUGAAGCACUUCCUCAUAAGCCUGAGAUUUCUAAUCAAACAGGGGAUUCUUUUCCAUAUGCUGAAUCAUCUGCAAUUGUCCAAUUUAAAGAUACUUACUCCACUGAUGAGUUUUUGCACUCAGAGAAAACAGAUGGUAGAUCACUUGUUUCAGAACCACCUACCAUCUGUUCUGGAUGUACCAUGAAUUCCCAGGUAAUUAAACAUGGAACAGAAACUGAGAAUCAAGAUAUUCCAAGCACAGGUGAUGAUCCAAAGCAUGGCAAUUCUGUGAUAGCACCCAGAUUAAAUGGUCGUCAAUCAGAAAAACAUCAUUCAGUUUCAUCUAUUUUGUCUAAGCUGAAAGCAGUACAGAGGUAUCCUUGCCUCACAUCAACUUUGGUUGGCACCAGGAGGGAACAAAGGAUACUGAAAAGAUUGAAGAAAGAGAAGUUCAUCUUAAUGUCUGAGCUUUAUAGGUGGCUUGAGGGGCUUGAGAAGAAUAAGCACACGAGGAUGGAUAGGAAAACUCUAACCCGUACUCUGAAUAGACUCCAACAAGAAGGACUGUGUAAAUGUGUUCAGGUUAGUAUCCCUGGGGUGACAAACUACAGUCGAACUCGGCUAACAGAGGUGAUUUUGCACCCUUCUGUGGAUAAUUUAUCAUCAGAAAUUUUGGCUCAAAUUCAUAAGAGGCACAGAGAUUUUGAUAAGCAUGUUCGUGGACAAGGGUCAGCUAGAUCAGAAAAUGGUAAAUCUCUCGUUUCACUAACUAGUCUGAGGCCUUCAAAUCGUGCAGACAACAAGCCUGUAAUAUUUGAUGCUAUGCGUGCUAAUGGAUUUGUUCCUGCAAAGAUGAUCCGUGCAAAACUUUUGCAUAAAUUUUUGUGGGGCUGUCUGAGUGAUUUACCUGAUUGGGCUAAUGGUUUUAAUUCUAACAAAUAUGGGGAUGAUCUGAUAAAUCCUCAUGACACAUGCCAGUUGUUUGUGCUGGAUGAAGCUGUAAAGACAAUGCCACUUGAACUGUUCUUACAGAUUGUUGGGUCUCCCAAAGAGAUUGAUAACAUGGUAGAGAAAUGCAGACUUGGAUUAAGGCUUUCAGAUCUUCCUGGCCAGGAGUACAGACGCCUGAUGGAUACUCAGGCAACUGGACGUCUCUCAUGUGUAAUUAAUAUUUUACUUCGGUUGAAGUUGAUUCAACUAGUGAGAGAAGAAUCUGAAAAAGAUGCAACUGCCCUUACGCAUGCUAUCCUUGCACAUGCUUUGGAACUUAAACCUUACAUCGAAGAACCUUUGUCAACAACCCUCCGAUCUUCACACGUCAAGGUUGAUCUUCGUCCUAGAAUUCGACAUGAUUUCAUCCUUUCAAAGCAGGAUGCUGUUGAUGCAUAUUGGGAAACCUUGGAGUAUUUCUAUGCUGCAGCCGAUCCAGCAGUUGCUUCACACGCAUUCCCUGGAUCUUCUGUUCGUGAGCUGUUUCAUUUCCGUUCAUGGGCUUCAGUUCGAGUUAUGAGUGCUGAACAACGCAUGGAGCUGCUUAAGUGUGUAAAAGAUGUUGAACCAGGGAAGAAAAUUUCAUUCAAGGAUUGUGCAAAGAUUGCUCGAGAGUUGAACCUGACACUAGAACAGGUGCUUCGUGUCUCCUAUGAUAAAAGACAGUCCCGACUUCAAAGAAAUCCCAGUAGAUCAAGACCCAAAAUGCAGGAAAACCAUAUAGAUGUAGAUAAUUGUGGUUCAUUUGGUCAGAAAAGAAAGAGAUCUUCAAAAUAUGUUUCUCCGAAGCAUACUCAAGGUGCUAAUGAAACUACGGAAUCAAGCAUACAAACAAUUUCUGUUACAUCUAUUGCUGACGAGCAAACCAAGGGAAGAAACACUUCUACUUUAGAUGCUAGUGGAAACCAUGAUUGCCACUUGCCAGCAGGUGGAAAUAAUAUUCAUGUCAAUGCUACAGUAGAAUCUGAGAUGCAUGAGGAAGAUGGUAUAAAAUGUGCUUUCAUCAGCCAGUGUACCUUUCCAAAGAGAAAGCGCAAGCGUAGGAAAAGGUUCUCAUGGACUGACAGUUCGGAUAGGCAACUAGUGAUGCAGUAUGCAAGACAACGUGCAAUCCUUGGAGCAAGAUUUUAUCGUGUUGACUGGCCUUCACUUUCUGAUCUUCCAGCACUUCCAGGCACUUGUGCAAGACGAAUGGCUAUACUAAAUAGUAACUUAAACAUUAGGAGAGCUGUGAUGAGAUUAUGUAAUCUUCUUGCAGAACGGUAUGCGGGGUAUCUCGAUACAGUACGGAGAAUGCAGGAAAAGGAAUCUCUUACUCAAAAUAUAUCUGCUACUCAUGAAAAUAAGUUUGAGACAAAUUUCCAGCAACACUCUUGGGAUGAUUUUGAAGAUCCCGACAUAAAGAUUGCUGUUGAUGAGGUCCUUAGGUACAAAAGGAUAGCAAAGAUGGAGUAUGCAAAGAGGAUUGGCUCUAGGCAUGGAAAGGAGUGGCCAGAUAUUCCUCAGAUUGAUGGGACAAGUUCAAAUGUCCAAGAACAUGCAGCAGUUCCUGGGGAUGGAACUCAGGACUAUGUUGAUGGAUGUAAAAGUGUCAAUAUCAUUUCAACAACUAAACGAAGCGGGGCAAGUUCUCAUCGUUUUCGAGGAAAGUUUUUCAAGAUUUUGAAAAGCAGAGGUGGCAUCAUCAGAAGGAAAGUGCGUGAAUCAUUAACAAUUGCCAAUGCCGUUGAGCUCCUGAAGCUGGUCUUUCUAAGCACCUCUGCAGCGCCAGAAGUGCAAAACUCAUUAGCAGUAACACUCCAUCUGUAUUCUGAGCGUGAUAUAUUUGCAGCAUUUAACUAUCUCAAAGAAAGGAACUUCAUGGUUGCCGGGCAUGGAAUUCGACCAUUUGUCUUAUCCCGGAAGUUCUGGCAUGAUGCUUCUUCUUCUCCCCUUCCAAUUGACUCGGGAAAAAGGGCUGCUGAUUUUUCAAGUUGGCUUACUAAGCAAGAAAAAAAUCUAAGGGAGGAUGGGGUUAGUCUUACUGAAGAUUUACAAUGUGGGGAAAUUUUUCACCUGUUCGCUCUUGUUUCUUCAGGAGAACUCUUUGUUUCACCAGUCUUGCCAAAGGAAGGAGUUGGCGAGACUGAUGAGCCAAACAAUUCAAAAUCUUUAUUUCCUAUGGAGCAUAUAGAGGAGUUUGAUGUUCCAAAGGUUUUAAAACGUAAAAGUGAUAAAGCAAAAUUAAGCACUAGGGAGAAGUUUAAGAAACAGAAAACUCAAGCGAGAAUAGAUAGUAAUCUGUGUUCUCGUCGAGAGAAAGGGUUUCCAGGCAUCAGAGUCAUUCUAAAGCGUGCAGCAUUUUCAAGAGGUGAUGCAAUUCAGUGCUUCACAGAUAAGCAUGACCUUGCUUGUUCUUUAUCAUAUGAUGAAAACAAUCAAGCAAGCUCCCAUACUGUAGAAACAAGUGGUAUUCUAUCUUUAUCAGAAAAUUCAAUCUCGUGUCAGAAUUAUGGUGAUAUCAUCGAAUCAGCUGUGCCCCAUAAUGAAUUGCCUUGGGAUGCUAUGGCUAUGUAUGCUGUGCAGGUGUCAUCAGUUUUUGUUGGUGGGGAUGCAGCAAUUACCUUUUCUCACGACCUCCUUAAGUCUGUGUACUCUGCUAUUUGCCAAUCUGGUGAACAAGGAUUGGAGAUGGAAGAAAUUUCUGAAGUCACUAGAGUACAAGGGGUACAAUUGGCUGAAGUACUUGUGGACACUCUCGAAGUAUUUCGGUUAGUUAUUAAGGUCAAUGCAUAUGACAGCAUCCGGAUAGUUGAUUCUUCAUAUAGAUCAAAGUAUUUUAUAAGCACACUUGCAGAUCUCAAUCAAGUCUGUGAUUUGUCAUCUUACAUGAAGUCUCAAAUAGCUUGUUAUGAAGCAUGUCGACAACUAUCGCAAGAAAAGCAAAAUAGUAUUGAUCAUUCUCAGGAGACUAGCAUGAACCUCUGUGAUGGGCAUAAAGUAACCAUUCUUGAUGUGCCUAGCAAGCCUGCUGUACAUCACAUUGAAGACCAAAACAUUGAAGGUAGUAGCACAGUUGGUGAAAGCAUUCAGGGUGAAGCUGUUCGUGUGCAAGGGAAAGAUGCUGUGGACAGCAAAUGGCCUGCCACCUGUGUUUCACAUGCAUCUAGACCUAUAUUACCAUGGAUUAAUGGAGAUGGCAGUACAAACUCCAUUGUAUACAAGGGUCUUACACGUCGAGUUCUUGGCACUGUCAUGCAAAAUCCUGGUAUCAAGGAGGAAGAUAUUAUCAAUCGAAUGGAUGUUUUAAAUCCUCAGAGUUGCAGACGUCUCUUGGAAAUGAUGGUUUUAGAUAACCACCUUAUGGUGAGGAUGAUGCAUCAAACUACUUCAUCUGGUCCUCCGGCGAUAUUGCAUGACCUUUUCCGUUCUAACUUUUGUAAAUCAGAAUCAGUGUUUCAAAAGCAUUUUUUCGCUAACCCAAUGAGUACAUACCUACUUUAAUUAGCUAAUUGUGAUUAAUGUUUUCUCUUAAGGUUUUGUAUAUUUGUUCUGCUUUUUAGUUGGUUCAAGGCAAUAUAGAUAUUAAAAGAUUAUGUGCAUUAUGUUCCAGAAGUUUCCAGAUUGCUGCUGCGUUUACCACUACGAAUAAUGUACGUAUAAUUCAUGCAAGAAUAACCUGUCCAUUU